Lampris incognitus (smalleye Pacific opah) is the source of this 1719-nucleotide messenger RNA. It is a transcript of the gene renbp, whose product is annotated as renin binding protein. Bases 361 to 1575 code for a protein of 404 amino acids. The transcript is spliced from 11 exons. Lineage: Eukaryota; Metazoa; Chordata; Actinopteri; Lampriformes; Lampridae. Gene Ontology annotation, molecular function: peptidase inhibitor activity; N-acylglucosamine 2-epimerase activity. Gene Ontology annotation, biological process: N-acetylmannosamine metabolic process; carbohydrate metabolic process; N-acetylglucosamine metabolic process. The record is from RefSeq and is a predicted model, not a curated record.
GGAGUUACUCAGUGUAACACAGGCUGACCCAUGUCAUGGCAGGAAGUUGUGAAAGAAUCAAGCUCGUCGCGGCGCAGCAGCGGACUCGGUGGGGGGAGGGGGAGGGGACGCGUGGCCGACGUAUACGGCACAUACUCCCUGGCGUGCACACGCGCCCGUCCUCAUCUCAGCGGAGGCUGUAGCCGUAGCGCCUCGCGCAGGAGGGGGCCGGGUCAGCGUCGAGUCACGUGACCGGUCGGCAACGCGUCUCGGCGGUCUGCGGCGCGCGACACGGCGAGCGACCGGCGUCGAGGCGAGUCGAGAGACCACCGCUCCCCAGAGACCACCGCAGCCCCUGUCAGGCGCCAAGCGGGAGGAAACAUGUCCGUGUUGAAGCUGAAGCAACACCGGCAGCUGAUCGGUGAAGAGCUGGACCGCGUCGUGGCUUUCUGGCUGAAAUAUUCCCAUGACACUCAGUACGGAGGGUUUUUCAAUUGCAUUGGAAGUGAUGGCAAGGUCUAUGAUGAGCUGAAGUACGUCUGGUUGCAGGGAAGACAGGUGUGGAUGUACUGCCGCUUAUACAGAACCUUAGAGCGCUUCCGUAAGCCGGAGAUUCUUGAAGCAGCCAAAGCUGGAGGAGCAUUCCUGCAAAAGUUUGCUCGUGUUCCCAGCAGUGGUAGCCCAUGGAAGUGUGCCUUCUGUUUGACAAGGGACGGAAAAGCAGUCAAAAUUCAGAGGACCAUCUUCAGCGAAUGUUUCUACAUCAUGGCUAUUGAUGAGUUAAGCAGAGUUACUGAAGACAAAGACAUGCAGGCAGAGGCAGCACAGAUGAUGGACCACUUGAUCCACUGGGUUCGAGUUGACCCAUCUGUUCUGGGCAGACCUCAGCUCCCUGGAGAUCAGCCCACUAACAGCAUGGCCAUUCCCAUGAUGCUGCUGUGUCUGGUACAGCAGCUGACGGAUGGGCGUGGAGCAGACGUCGCCCAGAGGUACAAGGAGAUUGGCGCCUGGUCUGUGAAGAACAUCCUCCAACAUGUGCAGAGAGGCGGCACAGCUGUACUGGAGAACGUGUCAGUGGAGGGAGGAGAGCUGGCUGGAUGUCAGGGCCGGUUACAGAACCCAGGGCAUGCCCUGGAAGCAGGCUGGUUCCUGCUCCAGUAUGCUGCCGACCACGGAGACGAGGCGCUGAGAAACACGGCCAUCAGCAAGUUCAUUGAGCUGCCUUAUCACUGUGGCUGGGACAAGCAGCAUGGUGGCCUCUUCUACUUCCUGGAUGUGGACGGCUACUGUCCCACACAGCUGGAGUGGAAUAUGAAGCUUUGGUGGCCCCAUUGUGAGGCCCUCAUCGCCUUCCUGAUGGCCUACAGUCAGAGCAGGAGCCCGGCUCAUCUGGACGUGUUCUCUGAGGUGUAUGACUACACUAUCAGCCAUUUUUCUGAUGCUGAAAACGGCGAGUGGUUUGGCUAUUUGACACAAGAAGGCAAAGUCACACUGGAUUUUAAAGGGGGCCCGUUCAAAGGGUUCUUUCAUGUCCCCCGUUGCCUGCUUAUGUGUGAGCAGAUUCUGGAAGGCCUGCUGCAGAAACACGACUCCUAAACCAGCUUCAUACGUCCCAGGAUCACAGGACAUGUUCAGAUAUUCAUGGGCAUUUAAACCAUGACAUAUAAGCGUUGUUUCAAAAUGAAAAGCCGUGAUGGGUAUUGUUUCAUAUAUAUCUUAAUGGAUAGAAAAAAUAUUAUU